This is a messenger RNA of Colletotrichum chrysophilum, 3231 nucleotides long. RefSeq lists its product as uncharacterized. Gene Ontology annotation, biological process: regulation of DNA-templated transcription. Bases 1 to 3231 code for a protein of 1076 amino acids. The record is from RefSeq and is a predicted model, not a curated record. NCBI's taxonomy places the organism in Eukaryota, Fungi, Ascomycota, Sordariomycetes, Glomerellales, Glomerellaceae. Gene Ontology annotation, molecular function: histone acetyltransferase activity. The transcript has 4 exons.
AUGGCGAGUACGCAUCUUACCGAAGAACAGCUGCAACAAAGUGCGGUGUUGUCAGAAGAGGAGCUUCAGAAGAGCGCUACCCAUUCGGAUGAGGAUGCUGAGCAUGAAUCGGCGCCCCCAGAUGCUGUCGAAGAUGGUCUAGGGAGUACUGAGAGCCCGUUGACGAACCCGAAUACCCACGAUGACGGCUUUUCAGACGCAUCUGGCGAUGGGGACGAGCAAAGAUCCGUCAGUGCCCUGGCAGACGACCUUGAGAUGGGCGAAAACACAGACGAUGCCAGCGAUCUCUCUCAUGCGUCUCUUGAGGAUAAUAUGGAUAACGAUUCUGAGGAGGACAUGGGUGCGCGUACGGAGCGCGACGGUGAUGACGCCUCAGCUGGCGCGCGAAGUCGGAGCAGUAGUCUUCUGGACGAUAUCGAAGAAGAUGAGGCUGAAGGCGUCGGUGCUGUCAAGAUUCGACCGGGGGAGACGGAUGAUGAGGCGGAGCUUGAUAGCGAACACUCGGACUCCCAGAGCGAGUCUGGAAACGAGUCUGACGGUGCCGCAGCAUGGGAAGACGCUGCUGGGGGCGAAGAAGACGACGAGGAAGAAGGCUCUGAGGAUGCUGCGCCCAACACAUGCAUGUUCUGCAGGCAAGACGAGGACAACGAUCCUGGAGAGGACUUUGAGGAGUACCUAAGCUGCGUCGUGUGUGGCGAAAAUUCACACCAACAUUGCGCCAGAGAAGCAGAUGUUGUGAAGGAGCUCACAGAUCUUCAGCAGUGGAAGUGCCCUGAAUGUGCUGCUCCCGAUGAUGAACCGUCUCUUGCGGCCUUGGCCGAUGUUUCUCGUCGACCUGAGCCCGAGCAUGAAACUGAGCUUGAGCUAUCGCCUUCUUCUAGGAGGUCAACGGCAUCUCAAGUGGCGCGCGACUUGCUCCCCCCUCAGAAGGGGCCUGCGAAACCUGACUCUCACUCGGUCUUCAACCAACUUCUGCUAGACGGCGACCCUAUGGAUGGAUCACGCGUUCUUCGAAAGCGAAAGACCUCUUCCGUCGAGGCGGAUGAAAUGGUGAUGUCUCUUCGGAAACGUCGCAGAAAUGCCUCCAAAGAUCGAGAGACCAGCCAUGGCUUGAAUACGAACCAGGAUGCGUCUGACGGUCCUGCAGAAAAAGAAGUCCGCCGCAAGCUGCGACUGAACCCCGCUAGGAAAUCCCAGGCUGUUGUCGUUACCCGUCGCCAACGCUCAAUAAUCGUCAAUAUGCGAGUAAAGCCAUCCUCACUUCGCCGCGUCUUGUCCAGAAAAGCAACAUCAAAUCGGAAGAGAUCGGAUAGGAGAGAUGGUGCCUCGUCGCGUGGUGGUGUUUCAACGGUCGUGCCAUCAACUUCCACUGCGACAGACUAUUCACAUCCCUUCUAUUCUUUCUAUGACCGCGAGACGGAUGAAAUGAAGACCAAGCCGUACGGAGGGAUUCUCAGCGAGGCAGAAGCCGACACAUCCAGAACCUUGCCUGCCAAUGAUGACCGUCGGCGAUUCGACGAGGCGAAACAAAAGGCGGAAGAAGUCUGGAGAGCUCGUCUUCAAAGUACUCAGGCUAUCUUGGGAACACCUGCCAAGAAGCCAAAGAAGAAUGCUGGACCGGCAAGCCAGAUCGAGUGUAUCGAUUUUGGCGGUUGGGAAAUCGACACGUGGUAUGCGGCACCCUACCCAGAAGAGUACAGUCGGAACCGAACUCUGUACAUUUGCGAGUUCUGCCUCAAGUACAUGAACUCAGAUUAUGUAGCCUGGCGUCACAAACUUAAGUGUCCGGCCAAGCACCCUCCGGGCGACGAGAUAUACCGACAUGGUUCUGUUUCUGUUUUCGAGGUUGACGGCCGAAAGAAUCCAGUCUACUGCCAGAAUCUCUGUCUGCUGGCCAAGCUCUUCCUUGGAUCCAAAACACUCUACUACGACGUCGAGCCUUUCCUCUUCUAUGUGUUGUAUUUCUCAUAUCUGCUUACUCGUGUCGAGCGCAAGACAGGAUCGCCCGAAAAACCACUUUCCGACAUGGGCUUGGUUUCUUAUCGCAACUACUGGAGGCUAGUGCUUUGCCGUUAUCUCUUGGAUCAUAUAUCGGAUGCCAAGGCAGCUGCUCAUGGCUUGAGUGUCCGGCAGAUGUCUGAUGAUACGGGCUUGACACCCGACGAUGUCAUAUCGGCUCUCGAGGGUCUUCGGUGCCUCGUUCGCGACCCGCACACUGAGCUAUACGCUUUUCGAAUUGACCUUGCAUACUGCACCGAAUACAUCUCCAAGUGGGAGCGCAAGAACUACGUCAAGCUGAAUCCGGACGCGCUGACUUGGACUCCGUAUGUUAUGGGCCGAGGCAAUGCUACCAACUUUGAACUUGGCCCAGCUAUCAGCGCCAUCGCACCCCGCGAAGACGAUGAAGCCCAGAAGCCGGCUGAGGAAGCAGUCUCGGUUCUCUCCCAACAUGACCCUGCUAUCAACGGCAAUUCUGUCAUGGGAACAGGAGAGAAGGCCACGGCGAUUGAAAGUGCGCCAUCAACCAAUGAAGAUACCGCAGGAGACGAACUGGAUGAAGCCGAGGUGCAGCCGGCGGUUUACGAAUCCAUGGAGUUGCACGAGGACGAUCUUUCAAAUGGCGACAGCGGCUUGGCAGCGGCUCAUGAGGAGACAUACCAAGAAGUCCAAGCGACACAGGCCGACCUGGAUCAGGUUUCCCUAGACAACUGGACGCUUCUGUACAGGGAUGUCCCGCCGUCGAGGUUCGAGGUGUACCCGCCUCCAGGAGGCCGUCGUGCAGAUCGGCCGCGGUCUAGCGUAACGCGGCCGACGGUACCUCCAAGCAACAGUAACAACUCGCGACCACGACGGCCGGCCGGUAGCAGCAGCAGCGUCAGACGGCCAACAUCAAGCCGGCCCAAGAGCUCUUCGUCAUCGUCGCGUAGGAAGACGGGUGGGACUGGGCGAGGGCCUGGACGAUGGCCUAAAGGUACCAAGAAGAGCGACUACGGCAACGCUGACAGCGGACCUGGUCUUCCGCCGGCCUGGAUUAGAGAAAGGACGCGGCUGGCGGCUCUCGGAGGUACAAUUGGAGAGGAUGAAGGGUCGAGGCUGGAGAACCAGGAAUCAAUCGAUGUGGCUCGGGUUCAACUCCAGACCGGGGCACAGCCGCCCACCUUGAUGGAAGAAGCUACCGGAGUUGAAGACAGCGGUCACGGAGACGCGGGUGGCCAAGCAGAGGAUAAGUAA